CUGUCUGUGUGUGUGUCUCUCUCUCGCUCAUAGUCUCUCUCUGUCUAUCUCUAUCUCUCGCUCUCUCCCAUCCUUUGUCUUCCCCUUUUCUAAUUGUUCAUUUAGGGUUUAAUUUCGUGUUCAUUUAGAUUGUUCCUUUGUUUCCCGCUUUUCUGAUUUUUUUUUUGUUGCGGUUUCCCCCCCUCUUUUUUUUUUUUUCCCUUGGACGUUGCAAGUAAUGGGUUGCAAUGCAAGAGUUUCAAUCUCCCUUGGAUGUGCAGUGUCUCCUGUUUAUAUAUAGUUUAUUUCAGUUUCAUAGCUUCAACUUUUCUCACAACCUUUAGGUUUGGAAGCUGCUCUGUUUUAUGCCCAAAUGAUUGGAUCCCUAUAUUUUUCAUUUUGUUGAUCACUUAUGUAUUGCUCACAAGAUGUUUGACGAAAUAAUUUAGGGUUACAUACCAUUCUUAUGGAAAAACAGAGCUUCAAAUUUUAUCUUUCCAAGAUCACUAGUCUUUGACCACAAUCUUUCACUUUGACAUUGUCAUACCCAUAGCCUAGCAUUCAAAAUACUGUAAUUAUAAUUUUUUUUUGGGUACUAAAUGAUAUUCCUAUGAAUUUUGUAUUCCUUUCUUGUGAGUUGACGAUGACUGCCAUCUAUAUUGUUGUUAAUGCUGACAAUUUAAUUUGGUGAGAUGAACUAAAUUGAACAUCAUUUGAUGGGGGAGUAAUUACGGAUCUUCAUAGGGACUGAAUUUUCCCUUUUGUGUAUUUUGGUAUGGGAUGUGAACUACCUUUAUUUCUUAGUGUCUCUGAUAAUUGAAAGUGACCCUUGCUUAUAUUUCAAAUGUCAAAUCUGUUGUUGGAAGACUUGGUGAAAUUUGUGGAAGAAAUUGUAAGGCUCGAACAUGCUUCAUUUCCAAAUAAGCCAAUUUAUCUUGUGGGCAAUUCCUUUGGGGGAUGCCUAGCACUUGCUGUCGCAGCUCAUAAUCCAACCAUUAACCUGGUAGUAAUAUUAGCAAAUCCAGCAAGUUCAUUUGGCUGGUCACAGCUGCUACCUUUGUUCGCUCUCCUGGAGGCUAUGCCCAAUGAACUUCAUAUCACAGUGCCUUACCUUCUUAGCUUUGUUAUGGAUGACUUUGUUGCGUGGACUUGUGGAUAAUCCAUUUUGGUGUAUGGAGAAGAAAUUUCACUUUUGUAUAGAACUAAUAUAAUACUUUUGUCGUUCCCGGAUUUUGUGCAAUUCACUAUUACUGAUACAAAAAACUUUUGGCAGCCAACAGAUAAUUAUUGGCAUGGUACAUAGAUCACCUUCUGUCAUCGUACAUAUAUAUGACCUUUUGUCGUGGUACAUAGAUGCACUUUUGUCUUGGUACAUAC
Messenger RNA from Camellia sinensis, 1356 nucleotides. Its product is annotated as phytyl ester synthase 1, chloroplastic-like. The record is from RefSeq and is a predicted model, not a curated record. Gene Ontology annotation, cellular component: membrane. Lineage: Eukaryota; Viridiplantae; Streptophyta; Magnoliopsida; Ericales; Theaceae.